Carassius gibelio (silver crucian carp) is the source of this 2459-nucleotide messenger RNA. Its product is annotated as prokineticin receptor 2-like. The transcript is spliced from 2 exons. NCBI's taxonomy places the organism in Eukaryota, Metazoa, Chordata, Actinopteri, Cypriniformes, Cyprinidae. Gene Ontology annotation, biological process: neuropeptide signaling pathway. Bases 101 to 1273 code for a protein of 390 amino acids. The record is from RefSeq and is a predicted model, not a curated record. Gene Ontology annotation, cellular component: membrane. Gene Ontology annotation, molecular function: neuropeptide Y receptor activity.
AACCUUCCUGUAUCAUGAGCACUGACUGCUAGAUAAAGAUUUGGCGAUUUACGACAGCAGAAACCCAUCAGAGCUAUCCGGCUCCACUCGAUUCUGUGCCAUGGAGGACGCAAACAUCACUCACUUGGCGGCCGUGUUCGUGAACCCUCAUGGCCAGGUGCCUGUUCUGGACACUCAUGACACCUCCACAGACUUCUACGACAUGGACUAUGGUGUUCCUUCAGAGGAGAUGCCGGACACCACGCAGGGCCUGGCCUACUUCGUGGCCACCAUAGUCAUCGGAGCCGUGCUCGUCUGCAUCAUGCUGGUGUGCGGCAUUGGCAACUUCCUCUUCAUAGCCACUCUGGCCCGAUACAAGAAACUCAGGAACCUCACCAACCUGCUGAUCGCCAACCUAGCCAUCUCCGACUUCAUAGUGGCUGUGGUCUGCUGCCCUUUCUUGUUGGAUUAUUACGUGGUCAAGCAGCUCUCCUGGGAUCAUGGGAAAGUGUUGUGUGCUUCCGUCAACUACCUCAGGACUGUGUCUCUCCAUGUGUCCACCAAUGCCUUACUGGCCAUCGCUAUAGACAGGUACAUGGCCAUUGUUCAUCCCUUGAGGCCCAGAAUGAAGCACCAGACUGCAUACUGCCUCAUAACAGGGGUGUGGAUUGUCCCCGUGCUCAUUUCCAUUCCCUCCGCGUAUUUCGCUUCCAUGACCAAAGUCCCCCACGGAGCCAACCACAGCAAGACCUUCUGCGCCCAGAUCUGGACGGUGGACCAGCAGCUGUAUUACCGCUCUUACUUCUUGUUCAUCUUCGCCGUGGAGUUCGUGGGACCUGUGUUCAUCAUGUCCCUGUGCUAUCUGCACAUCUCCAGAGAGCUCUGGUUCAAGAGCAUGCCUGGUUUCCAAACAGAGCAGAUCCGCAAACGCCUGCGCUGCCGCAGGAAGACAGUCAUGGUGCUAAUCGGCAUUCUCACGGCGUACAUCCUCUGCUGGGCUCCGUACUAUGGCUUCACCAUCCUGCGUGAUUUCCACCCCACGCUCAUUUCCCGCGAUAGGAACUCUCUGGUGGCGUUCUACAUCAUCGAGUGCAUCGCCAUGAGCAAUAGCAUGAUCAACACGUUCUGCUUCGUCAGUGUAAAGAACAACACUGUCAAAUAUUUAAAGAGGAUUGUUCUCCUCCGCUGGAAAUCCACCUACACUUCCAGGAAGAAUGCAGACGAGACAGACAUCGAUCCCCACCUCACUGAAUGUAGAAAGGGAGCCGAGCUGACCCAUGUUACAGAUGAUUAAAGAGUACUGAUGAUGCUGCUUCUGGGCAUUGUUCUGCAGAUUAAUAUCACGUGACUGAUGUUAAUGUUUAGCACAAAUUAUCAUUUCAGUUGUUUUGCAUGAGUGUAUUAACUACUUGUAACAAUACAACCUUCGUAAUCAUCGGGAAGAAGGAGGCGGGAACCGGCGGACAAUCAACUGAAACUUUAAUAAUCGAAAUAAACACAAAACAGCGCUACAGCCCCUCGUGGACAACUGUUGCGCACAAAUAAAAAGCAAGCACAAAAUAAAGUCCAGGCCUGGUCCUCUCUCGUCCGUCACUGUCGUCACUCCAGUUUUAUAUCCCUCCAUCUCCUCCGUGGGACUCGAGACUGGUGGGUUGAGCAGGUGUCGCUCAUUCCCCAAUCACUCCACCGGCCUCACUCCUGUACCCAAGUCUAUCGGCCCCGCCCCACUCAUCACACUACUCAUCCCUUAAAACUUUGAGAAUGACAAAGCAAUGGUACAAUAUAGAACUACUUCCUUACAGUCACUGAUUAUGAAUGCUUUUCUUUGUAAGAUAUAAGUUACAAUUAUUUAAGCAUGUGUUCAGAGACUCAACAACAUUCAUGUUGCUUUGUGAGAGUAGCUCGGUAUGCUGACCUUUUAAUUGCAAAUCUAUGUUGUUAAAGCCUUUUCUGAUGGAGGUUUUAUUCUGGAUUAUGGGUAGUGUAUUAAUCUAAAUUAAAGUUUACACAUUUUCAUAUGGUAUUGUUAAAAAUCAGUUUCUCUGUGAAGAAAAUGAGUGGAAUUUUUACUUCAGAACACCUUUGAUUUUUCUGCAGAUUUUGUAGAAAUAUAUUUAUGACCUCAUUGAACAACCAUAUAUUAAGUUACUGUUACAUAAUAUAGAUUAUAAAAAAGAUUCCUUUUUAUUGAAAAAUGAGGUCCUUUAUUAGUCAAUGUUUUAUAUGUGAAAGUUUCUUUUUCCUUGGUAAAAAAAAAAUAUAUAUGGUUAUUUGCUGUCUUUUGUAUUGGUUAAUAAAAUAUCUGCAUGUAUUCUAGCCCACUAAAGUAAAACCUGAGAAUAAAACCUUGUGUCAUGUACAGUCCUUGAAUUUUAGAGAAAUAAUUCAAGGAACGAUAUCGACCAGUUUAGAGGUAAUGUGGAGAUGUUCGAUCUCACAUUACCUGCGAGUUAUAUUUCUGUUUGCUCUUUAAAGCAGGG